AUGGGAAAUCAAAAACCAAAGACAAUUUUUAUUGACCAAUGUCAAGCAAUGAAGAAUGCUAUAAGAGUUGUGUUUCCUGAUACAUGUCAUCGUUUGUGCUUAUGGCAUAUCUCAAAAAAUACUGCAGAAAAUUUACCAAGGCAUUAUGGGAUUCCUGAAUUCAAGAGUAGAUUCAAUAAGAUUCUUUAUAAUUGUGAGACCGAAUCAGAGUUUGAGUCUUCUUGGGAUGCCUUACUUAGAGAUUAUAAUUUGGUGGGCAAUAAGUGGCUUAAUACUUUGUAUGAAAAUCGGGAAAGGUGGUGUUCAGUUUUUAGUCAUAACAUUUUCUCUGCAAGAAUGAAAGCUUCAUCAAGGAGUGAGAGUGUAAAUAAUGUUUUUCAACAUAUGGCAUGCAAAACAAUGAGGCUAACAGAAUUUGUACACGAGUAUGAGAAAGCUUCCAAAGAUAUGCGGGUAGAAGAGUUAGAAGAAGAUUUUCGUUGCAAACAAGGUACAUCUUCUCAAAUAGUCAAGAAUUGUGGACUUUUGGAACAUGCAUUAUCUGUUUAUACCCGUACAUUUUUCAAAAGAUUUCAGUUAGAAAUUGCUUCUACCUUGGGGGUCACACACCAAGAUGUGUAUUCUGAUGGAGAGUUUUUUACCUAUGAAGUUAUCGAAGGAGGUGGUCAUAGGGUUCAUGUUGUCCAAUUUAACUCUUCAAAUAAUGUUGUGACAUGUAGUUGUAAAAUGUUUGAAACACUGGGGUUACUUUGUCGACAUGCUUUGCGAAUACUUAUUGUGAAAAAUGUCACAGAGCUGCCUAUUCAGUAUAUUUUGAAAAGAUGGACAAAAGAUGCAAAGAAAGAUAGUGUUUUAUGUGAUCAUGUAAAACCAGCAAGUGCAAAUGAUGAGUUGUCGGUGACUUCAUGCCGUAACGAAUUAAUGCGCUCGGUUUAUGAAAUUUUCACAAAAAGUGCAGCUACAACACGACAUACUGAAAUGUGCCAAAGAAAAGUAAGAGAGAUGAUAGAAUUAGUUGAAAACGAUAUGGAGCAGUUAAAUGCGGCUAGAGAUGGUGAUGAAAAAGAAAACAGGAUUGUUGCUAAUAAUGUCUUUGAUGAUGUUGAGAAGACAGAUUGCUCUCUCAAUAGUUUGCCAAUAUUAGAUCCCCCCUGUGUGCGACUGAAAGGAGUCACAAAUGCAAGACUCAAAAGCAACUUGGAGAAGCGUAAAAGGAAGCCAUUAAAAGAUGUUACAAGAUCAAAACAAUUGUUAACAAGAGGACUUCCAACAAGCUCUAGCCAUGCCCCUAAAGGUAUUGAUUCUUUUCUAAACAAUUUUAUAUGGAGGAUGUUAGAAAUCGAGUAA
Quercus lobata is the source of this 1347-nucleotide messenger RNA. Its product is annotated as protein FAR1-RELATED SEQUENCE 5-like. The coding region runs from base 1 to 1347 and encodes 448 amino acids. Gene Ontology annotation, biological process: regulation of DNA-templated transcription. Gene Ontology annotation, molecular function: zinc ion binding. Lineage: Eukaryota; Viridiplantae; Streptophyta; Magnoliopsida; Fagales; Fagaceae. The record is from RefSeq and is a predicted model, not a curated record. The transcript has 2 exons.